Messenger RNA from Ahaetulla prasina, 4117 nucleotides. Its product is annotated as catalase-like. Gene Ontology annotation, biological process: response to hydrogen peroxide; hydrogen peroxide catabolic process. Gene Ontology annotation, cellular component: peroxisome; cytoplasm; mitochondrion. Bases 142 to 1716 code for a protein of 524 amino acids. Lineage: Eukaryota; Metazoa; Chordata; Lepidosauria; Squamata; Colubridae. The transcript is spliced from 13 exons. Gene Ontology annotation, molecular function: heme binding; catalase activity. The record is from RefSeq and is a predicted model, not a curated record.
UAUAUUAAGCAGUUGGAGCCGGGUGUUAACGAUGGUGGUUGCGAGUGGUGCAAUUUUGGGGACUCGCUUCCCUUUUCGCAAUAAAGAUCUUUGACAUAAGCGCUUCCCCAGCCGACAGCGUCCUGUCUCGAAUCACCCAAAAUGGCCUGCGAUCGAGAUUACGCCAAGGAGCAGCUGAAGCGCUGGCAAGAGCAGCGGGGCUCGCAGGAAGCCGAGUCCUUAACUACAGGAGCCGGAAUCCCAAUAGGAGACAAGCUGAAUGUCCUGACUGUUGGUCCAAGAGGCCCACUCCUGGUUCAGGAUGUGAUUUUCACUGAUGAGACGGCACACUUUGACCGAGAAAGGAUUCCUGAGAGAGUUGUCCAUGCCAAAGGAGCCGGAGCAUUUGGCUAUUUUGAAGUGACACAUGAUAUCACCGCAUACUGCAAGGCAAAAGUAUUUGAGCACAUUGGCAAAAGAACUCCAAUGGUUAUUCGAUUUUCAACUGUUGCUGGAGAAUCAGGUUCAGCUGACACAGUGCGUGACCCUCGAGGCUUUGCAAUGAAGUUCUACACUGAGGAUGGAAAUUGGGAUCUUGUAGGGAACAACACUCCCAUCUUCUUCGUUAGAGAUCCAAUGCUGUUUCCAUCUUUUAUCCAUACCCAAAAGAGGAACCCACAGACACAUCUGAAAGACCCAAACAUGGCAUGGGACUUCUGGAGUCUUUGCCCUGAAUCUUUGCACCAGGUAUCAAUCCUGUUCAGCGAUCGUGGCAUUCCAGAUGGGCACCGUCACAUGCAUGGCUUUGGGUCACAUACUUUUAAGCUAGUCAAUGCUUAUGGCAAUGCAGUGUACUGCAAAUUUCAUGUAAAGACUGAUCAAGGAAUUAAAAACCUUUCUGUCAAAGACGCAAAAAGACUGGCUUCUGAAGAUCCGGAUUAUGGCCUGCGUGAUCUUUACAAUGCAAUUGCUAAUGGAAACUUCCCCUCUUGGACUUUCUAUAUUCAAGUUAUGACUUUUGAACAAGCUGAGAAGUUUCCAUUUAAUCCUUUUGAUGUAACAAAGGUUUGGUCUCACAAAGAUUAUCCUCUCAUUCCUGUGGGAAAAAUUCUCUUAAACCAAAAUCCUGUCAAUUAUUUUGCUGAAGUGGAACAAUUGGCCUUUGAUCCAAGCAACAUGCCUCCAGGAAUUGAACCUAGCCCUGAUAAAAUGUUACAGGGUCGUCUUUUCUCAUAUCGAGAUACUCAUGGACAUCGUCUGGGACCCAAUUUCCUUCAAAUUCCUGUAAAUUGUCCAUACCGAACUAGGGUGGCCAAUUACCAGAGAGAUGGAGUUAUGUGUGUUUCUGAUAACCAGGGUGGUGCUCCAAAUUAUUACCCAAAUAGUUUUUCUGGCCCUGAGGAUCAACCCGCUUUGAAGGAGAGCUGCGUAUUUAUUUCAGGCGAUGUAAAACGUUUUAAUAGUUCAGUUGAGGAUAACGUCUCUCAAGUACGGGACUUCUUUGUCAAAGUAUUGAAUGAGGAAGAACGCAUGAGGCUUUGUGAGAACAUUGCCAACCAUCUUAAGGAUGCUCAGCUUUUCAUCCAGAAGAGAGCUGUGAAAAACUUUUCUGAUGUUCAUCCUGAUUAUGGUGCAGGCAUUCAAGCCUAUCUGGAUAAACACAAUGCUGAAGGAAAAAUAAAGUUCCUACUAAAUACACAGACUUCAUCCACUGGAAAGGAGAAACCUUAUCUGUAAAUGACAUGAUCUGUGAUUAGCAGUCACAUUGGAAAUGUUUAUCUGAAAUCCCUCAAUCUGGAAAAUGAGCUAUGAAAAGCUUUACAUGUAAUUGACUUGUCUGCUGUGCUAUUAACUGUUAUUCUAUUAACUGCAGUACACAACCAAGUGUGAUUCUGACUUUAAAAACAAUUUGAAUUCACCAUAUAGAUUGUUAAUGCUGAAUAUAACCUGGUAAUACUUUUGAAAUACAUUAGAAUAAUAACUUUUGGUUUAUGUUUGUGUAUUAACAUGGUUUAUUAUUGUAAUCUUGCAUUUAUUUAGCAAAAUAACAUACAUUGCUGUGAUUGAUACUUUUUAUUGGCAUUGCUGGCUUUUGUAUUGCAGUAUAACAAAUAUUUUUCAAAUCUCCAUGUAAUACAUUUAAAAACUAUUGUAACAUUUGAAGGAGAAUUAUGUUUACAUGUGAAACUUACUUGUGUUAUGAAAGCUUUGUAUAUAAUGGUAUUAUGUUCUUAUCUAUUAGCAGCAAUACAAAAGCAAUCUAAUUUAAAGAUCUUUUAAAAUACUAUAUAGAUAAUUUAGGCUGAAUGUGUGUUAACAAUAACUCUGAAAUGGCAUGUUUGAAAUAUUAGUGUAACAAUUUUGUGUUAUUUUUGCAUAAUACUCAAAACAUUUCUAUUCAUGGUACAAAUCUCCAUUGAUAAAGCUCUAGUAAGACCAUACCUGGAAUACUAUGGCCAAUUUUGCUCACCAUAAUACAAAAAAGAUGUUGAGACUUUGGAAAAAGUUCAGAGAAGUGCAACUAAGAUCAUCAAAGGCCGGGAGACUAAAACAGGAAGAACGGCUGCAGGAUUUGGGUUUGGCUAGUCUAAAGAAAAGAAGAAUUAGGGAUGACAUGAUAGCAGUAUUCCAGUACUUGAGGGGCUGCCACAAAGAAGAAGGGGUCAAAUUAUUCUCCAAAGCACCGGAGGGCAGGACAAAAAACAAUGGUUGGAAACUAAUCAAAGAGAGAAGCAACCUGGAAUUAAGGAGAAACUUCCUAACAGUGAAGACAAUUAACCAGUGGAACAGCUUGCCUCCAGAAAUCGUGGGGGCUCCAUCACUGGAAGUUUUUAAGAGGAGUCUAGAGUCUAUUAUCUGAAAUAGUACAGAUUCUCCUGCUUGAGCAGGGGCUGAAUUAGAAGACCUCCAAGAUUCCUUACAGCUCAUUCAUUCUUCAUUUAUUCACUGAAAGAAUAUAUAUUCAUACACACAUACAUACAUACUGUAUAUACAUCUGUAUAUACAUACAUACAUUUAUAUCUGUUAUUGGUAAUGCUGACAUUUUAUUUUUUUAUUUCAUUAAUCAAAUUUAUAUAGCUACCCAUCUCACUGAAGAUGCCUUUGAAGGAAUGAAGCAAUUUCAGCAAGUCUUUAAUUCCCUGAGAAUCCCAGACCUGAUACUAUAAAUGGUUUUGAGAGCCUUGUGGAAUAUCAAAAGGGUGGAAGUAACAAUUUUGCAGGGAAGAAUAUUCCAUAAAAUGAAGAAAACACGGGUCAUGGGAAACACCCCUUCCCCCAUGCUAGCAUGGUACCUGCAGCAUGCCUACUCUGGCAAAGCGGGAAGGACUAGGAAAAGGCAUUCUCUGAAUAGCCUAGUCAUAUGCCAUGAAGGGGUUUAUAGGUCAAAAACACCAUCUGCAGCUGAAUUGGAUUGGAAGCAGUCUGACAACCAAUGCAGCUCACAGAGCAAAGGUAUAACAUGCGCUAUUCUAAGAGCACACAUAACUGCUCACACCACUUUUUUGUAGAAGCUGAAACUUUUGAUAUUUUUCAAGAGCAGCCCCGUAUAGAAUUCAUUGUAGUAAUCCAAUCUGGAGGUGAGUUGGGUGUAAGUGACUAACUGUGAGCAGUGUCUGCUGAUCCAGGAACAGGUGCAAUUGGCACACAACACAAAGCUGUGCAAAGUUGCUCCCAGCCACGACUGCCACCUGCUCAUUGAGGAAGAGUUGUGAGUCUGGGAGGACCUCCAAGUUGUGUACUGGGUCUUUCUUUGGACAGUUAAUCCCAUUCAGCACUAAAGAUAGCAUUGUCCUGGAAACCAUUGGGCCCCAAAAUCCAGAGCCACUGAGAGCCAAAAUCAGCCACUCAGACAUUUUAGUAGUAUAACAAGUAAAUGAAAUACAUAUUAUUUAAUUAUUAUAAUUAGAGCAAUUUUAAAUAAAGAUACAAUGUGUAUGAAUCUUUUUAAUAGAAAACCUCCAUUCAUACUGUACACUUAAGAAUUGUUAAACAAUGGAUUAUGCUAAUUGCAAAUUCUCCUUGUUCUUGGGUUUCUUUUGUUGGUUCAAGAUGGAUGAUGACAACAACAGACUUUUGAAACAAGAAAACUAGAAUGUUUUUACAAUGCUUAUUUUACAAUAAAAUUCUCAUAAAUGUC